CCCCAAACGACAUUGUAGGCCUUCUUCUUUAAUCUCACACCCCACCAUUUACAAAAUCCAUUAUCUCCAUUCUUAAACCCUACAGUGAAACUGAUCUUUCGUUCCUUAAUGAAAUCCAUUCAGAAAUAAACUGAAACUUGUUUCUGAUUCUCUGAAACAAUGAAGAACAAUCAAAACACAGUAGUUCCGCCAUUGAAGCUCUUCAAUGCCCCAUUCCAACCUUCAAAUCUCCUCUCUUUGAUCCUUUUCUUCGCUUUUGGUUUAUGCUUUGGCAUAGUACUCACUUUCCAACUAAAAAAUGUCUCCUUCGAUCUCUUGUUCAACGAAUUCCCUCUCUACACCACCACCAACACCACCGCCUUGCCACCGCCGCCGACACAGAACAUGAGGUUGGAGGAUUUCAUACACCCAUCGAAAAUCAUGCACCAGAUGACUGACCAAGAGUUGAUUUGGCGAGCAUCCAUGGUUCCUAAAGUGAGAAACUAUCCAUUCCACAGAACUCCGAAGGUGGCAUUCAUGUUCUUGACAAGAGGUCCGGUGUUGCUGUCGCCGUUGUGGGAACGAUUCUUCAAAGGGCAUAAUGGUCUUUUCAACAUCUACGUCCAUUGCUCCGAUUCAUUUUCCAACCGAACGGAACCCAAACACUCCGUUUUCCAUGGCCGGAGAAUCCCUAGUAAGGAAGUUCAAUGGGGAAAAGUCAACAUGGUCGAAGCCGAACGCCGAUUGCUAGCAAAUGCGCUUCUUGAUUUCUCCAACCAACGAUUUGUUCUUCUAUCAGAAGCAUGUAUUCCCUUAUUCAAUUUUUCAACAGUCUACUCAUACUUGAUCAACUCGAAUCAAACUUUUGUUGAGUCCUAUGAUUUAAUGGGCCCCGUUGGCCGAGGGCGCUACAGCCGAAAAAUGCAUCCUACCAUUAAACUCCAAGAGUGGAGAAAAGGGUCCCAAUGGUUUGAAAUGGAUCGUGAUUUAGCGUUGGAGGUGAUAUCAGAUAAAACGUAUUUUCCAGUUUUUCAAAAAUAUUGCAAUGGAUCUUGUUAUGCAGACGAGCAUUACUUGCCGACAUUUGUCUCCAAGAAAUUUGGAGCAAGGAACUCCAGACGGACGUUGACUUUUGUUGACUGGUCAAAAGGUGGACCCCACCCGACACGGUAUACGAGGUAUGAUGUGACAGUCCAGUUUUUGGAGAAGUUAAGGGGUGAUAGCCAUUGUGAGUAUAAUGGGAGGAAAAACCACGCAUGUCAUUUGUUUGCAAGAAAGUUUACUCCUCAUGCUUUGGACAGAUUAUUGAGAAUUGCACCGAAGAUGAUGCAGUUCAACCCAUAGGUCUUGAAAACACUUAUUUUUUUAAUUAUUAUCUUUUUUCAUUUUGCAUUACGUCAUUAUUUGUUUAUUUAUCUGGAAAAUCAUUUUAAAGAUGUAUAGAGGUUUGCAUACGAAAGGCAAAGUCUUUUUUAUCGAUAGAGUGGAG
Lactuca virosa is the source of this 1468-nucleotide messenger RNA. NCBI's taxonomy places the organism in Eukaryota, Viridiplantae, Streptophyta, Magnoliopsida, Asterales, Asteraceae. The record is from the annotation of a GenBank genome assembly.